CCACUAUCUAAAAGUUCAGCUUCUGAAAAGGAGAUAGAACUGGAUGCUUUAGAGUUGAACAUCGUUUUGUUGUAAGAAUUCAUUUUGCUAUUCCAUGAUGAGUUUGAGUUGUUGGAAGAGACUUUUUCCAACUGCAUAUCAUAACUGGACUCAUUUACUUAUUCAACCUGCAGUUGCACAAGGAAAUAAACAAAGUGUACGAAGACUCAAUCUUCAUGAAUAUCAAUCACAACAACUUUUAUCCAAAUAUGGAAUCCAAGUUCCCAAAAGCAAAGUAGCCAAGACUGUAGAAGAAGCAAAGAAAGCAGCUGAAGAAAUUGGCAACGGCAAUCCAGUCGUUAUUAAGGCUCAAGUAUUAGCAGGUGGUAGAGGAUUGGGUCAUUUUUCCAAUAACUUUCAAGGUGGAGUUCAUAUAGUGGAAACUCCUGAAAAGGCUGCACAAGUUGCUUCCCAAAUGUUGGGACAAACUUUGAUAACCAAACAAACAGGACCUCAAGGAAAGCCUUGUCAUUCGAUAUUGAUUGCUGAAAAGAUUGCUUCCAAGAAGGAAUUGUAUUUGGCACUUACUUAUGAUAGAACGGUACAAGGACCAGUUGCUAUUGUAAGUAGUCGUGGUGGAACUUCGAUUGAAGAUAUUGCAAAGGAAGAUCCCAAUGCUAUUAAGACUAUAACUUUAGAUAUUCGAAUGGGUAUGACUGAAGAGAAGACCAAACAAGUGAUACAAGGUUUGAAUAUCUCUUCUAGUUUACAACAACAGGCUAUGGAUCAAGUAAAGAAGUUGUAUCAAUUCUUUUAUGAUAAGGACGUUAGUAUGUUGGAAAUCAAUCCUUUGGUAGAAACCAAUGAUGGUCGACUUGUUUGUGUGGAUACUAAAGUGAACUUUGAUAAGAAUGCCGAUUUUCGACAAGCAGAUAUAUUUGCUAUGAGAGAUAUCACACAAGAAGAUCCUCGAGAAGUAAGAGCUGACCAAGUUGGUUUAAAUUAUAUUGGUUUAGAUGGAAGUAUUGGAUGUUUAGUGAAUGGAGCAGGAUUAGCUAUGGCAACCAUGGACGUUAUCAAGUUGCAUGGAGGUAAUCCUGCAAACUUUUUGGAUGUGGGUGGAAGUGCAACAGAAGAACAAGUAACCGAAGCAUUUAAAAUACUUACAGGAGAUCAACAUGUGAAAGCUAUUCUAGUGAAUAUAUUUGGAGGUAUUAUGCGUUGUGAUGUGAUUGCUCAAGGAAUUGUUCAAGCGGCACAUAAUAUUUCAUUAAAUAUUCCUCUAGUCGUUCGUUUACAAGGCAAUCAAGUGGAACAAGCCAAAGCUAUAUUAAAGCAGUCUCAACUUGCUGUUAUUGCUGCGGAUGAUUUGGAAGAAGCUGCAGAAAAGGCUGUACAAUCUGCGAAACAAACUAUUCGAGGCUAAUCUUCAUAUGUUAAAGAAAUGGAAUUCCACUCCAAACUUUGGUUUGAUAUUCCUUAUAAGAAUGACCAUAAAAGCGUAUGAGAGUAUUUUCUUCGAAAGUUAUUCGGUUUUGAAAGAACUUCCAACUAAGAAUGGCAAAAAGUAGACAAGAAAUAGGAUUGACCAACAUAACUUGUGUUCCUAUGCACCAUAUAAACCAACCACAAUAAGCAGGAUGUCUCAUCCAUCGAUAGAUACCUUUGGUGACUAGUCUGUGAUGGGUUUCCUUCUGGGUACGUAUGCGAUGACUAAAACAGGAACCUAAAGUCAACAUACCCCACUUCCUAAUUACUUCACCAAAGACGACAAGUACAAUUCCAACUAGUCUCCAAUAUUUCUCAUAUUCUGAUUGUUUUCCAAAAAAGUAUAGUCGUAACCCAUAUUCCAUAGUAGCCAACAACAUAGCGCUUAUAUAAGGAAUACUUAACAAAGUGGAACUCCAAGAUAGCUCUUUUCGACAAUAUAUAUAAAUAAAUAGCCACUCUGUUAU
Molecule: messenger RNA, 1934 nt
Organism: Galdieria sulphuraria
Lineage: Eukaryota; Rhodophyta; Bangiophyceae; Galdieriales; Galdieriaceae
Product: succinyl-CoA synthetase beta subunit
Exons: 2
Coding region: 95-1405 (436 amino acids)
Biological process (GO): succinyl-CoA metabolic process; tricarboxylic acid cycle
Cellular component (GO): mitochondrion; succinate-CoA ligase complex
Molecular function (GO): succinate-CoA ligase (ADP-forming) activity; metal ion binding; ATP binding
Source: RefSeq, a predicted model, not a curated record